Egretta garzetta (little egret) is the source of this 2907-nucleotide messenger RNA. It is a transcript of the gene CHLSN, whose product is annotated as chromosome unknown C7orf50 homolog. Bases 1 to 561 code for a protein of 186 amino acids. Lineage: Eukaryota; Metazoa; Chordata; Aves; Pelecaniformes; Ardeidae. The transcript has 6 exons. The record is from RefSeq and is a predicted model, not a curated record.
AUGGUUCACAAACUUCGGAUCUUUCAGAAGAACAGUCACAUUAAUGGUGCAGGAAAAGCGAAAUUCAAAAUGAUUGAUCUUCUGGUGGAUUCAGGUUUCAGCUAUGAGUUCCUCAAACAGGCAACAAAAGAAGAGGAAGAACUUACUGCAGAGGAAAGAAGGAAACUGGAGAGAAAAUUAAAAAAAGAGCGUAAGAAGAAAGAAAAACAGCUGAUGAGGGAAGCUGGAAUCUCUACUAAAAAGGUGGAGCCCAAAAAGCAGUCAGGAUCUGAGCGAGCUCUGGCCUAUUUAACCAGCUGGUCUGAAAACCCAGAAGAAUGGAAGUUUCAAAAGAAAAGACAAACCUGGCUUCUCUGGAACAUGUAUGAUAAAGAGAAGGUUCCAGACAAGUAUUUCACAAUUCUACUGGAUUAUCUGCAAGGCCUUCAAGGUAGUGCGCGAGACUUAACUGUGCAGAAAGCUGAAGCUUUUAUGAAGGAAUUUGAUGGUUCCAAUGCAGAAGACCCAAACCUGCUGGAGAAGUGCGAGCGCAUACGACAAGUUCUGCAACUGCUGUCCUGAGGGUAUUUUUGUGUCUUAAUGGUUGUCUGGUGGAGAGAAGGGUAGGAUGUGUUAUACAGAUACUAUAAAUUAGUUGUAAAGACAUAUUUUCUAAUAAGAAUCCUAAAAUUAAAUUUUCAGAUUUUGUACUCAUAAUUGUUUCCAGUUGCAAAUAUUUAUCAUGUUUUUAUUUGAAAUAAAAAUACCAUAUUUGUUCCAUAGACAUGCUAUUUUGAUUAAAAAUAAUGUACUGCAUAUCUUUAGAAAAAUAAACCUCUCUUGUUAGUUUUUCUCCACCUCCCCAUGUAAUUACUGUUAAAUAAGAAGAGCUUUGCAGUUCUUAAUAAGAAGAGCAAAGGAACCAACGAAAAGCCUGGAGGGUCUUUUACAAUGGUGGCUUUUAAAAUGAGCGUACAGUACAGUGCUUGCUCAGCCAGCUGUAAUCUAUCACUUUCAGCUUUAGAAGUAUGUCAUUUGGAUUUGGGAAAGAUCGUUUUCAGUCUGUUGAACACUGGUUGUAUAACACAGUUGCUUGUUAGUACUUCAUGCAGUGAUCUGGAGAUACCAUCAGCUUUGGUAGUUUUCCUUUUAUAUUUUAAGGUUUUCAAAUGCUUUAUGGCAAUUGUUUAGAUAUUCAGAUAAUGCACAGAUGGGAACAGAUCAAAUCCUUUGACCAUAUGUAGUGAAAUCAUCUGAUUGUACCUAAACUUAGCCUACAAUGAGAAGUGCUGUGCUGCAACAUUCUGUAUCUAGCCUGCCAAUGCUGCAUUUGCAUCUUUUUCUUGUAAUUGGCAUCCAAAAGAGUUAAUUUGUGUUCAUUUGCUUUGACGUGGGACAUUUGUCUCCUAUGAACGCGCUGAAAACGAGGCUUUCAAGUAAAAACCGAGGACAUUAAUUACUCAAAAGUUGGAUGAUCGGCUGAUUUAAUAACACUUGUGUUCAGACAGCGUUCGUAACCUGAUUCUUUAAUGUUUCUGCAAACAUUGUUCAUACUUUAUUAAUAACAACUAUAUGAGAUGUGUAGUGUUUUAGAAGAGUGGCUGUCUUUGGGAAUUACGGCUUUAAUUUGGAUGGGUGAAGGAGGGGAGGAUCUAUGGAUAUGCAGGCCUAAUUUUUCAAUAAGAAGCAUUUGAGUGGUUUCGACAGCCUUCACAGUCAUGGAUUACUACAAAUCUUUAAAAGUAUGAAAUAUAUUGCCAGUAACAAAUAAAUUAUGCUUUUUGACGUCUUGAAGAUGAUGUUUGCAGCCAAAAAAAAAAUUGAGACCAGUAUGCCCUGCUCUAACACAGUAAUCUGCAAUGGAGCUUAACACAACAGCGAGCAGUAUGCAGCAGCAGCCCUCUCCAUUGAGCUGCUGGUGGUUCAUCAGCAGCUGGUGCUAUACCAGCACCAUCAGUGCUGGUCCUGUACCAUGGGGUGACAGUUGGAUGGGGGCUGCAGGAGAUGCAUGCAGUGGCGAAGUCUUUCUGAGGCCCAAAGCUGUAUAAAACUGAGCUUCCGGUGCAAAAGUUGGUGAAAAGUGUCUGUAAUAAAAAGAAGCGAUACUGGCGUUAAGAGAACUAGUGAAAGAUCUUUGGUUCUUAUAUUUUAUGUCUGAGAAUACGCAGCUGAGAAGGACUAUUGUCACUCCAAGCAGAAGCUGACACUUUUUUUCUUUCCAUCAGGAAAAGUAAGAAUUUCUCAGGGAUGAAGUCUUCAGUGUCUUUCUGUGACUUUGAUUGCAUUUUUGGUGUCAGAGAAGACUCUGUGUUCUCCCUUAGAUAUUUGAAAAUCACCACUUUAGGUUUCUCUGUCACACAGAAAUGUAGGUCCUCACUGUGCACUCAAUAUACCUUGUAGCUUAAAAGCACAAACACAUUGGAACCAUAUUUUGAAAGAGACUUGUAAAAGGGAUUGUAAAGGUAAGAUCCGGGCAAAAAGAUGUGAACCUUUGAUGAUUUUGACAGAUUUGGCAAGAUUUGCCUUUCUUGGACCUUGGUGCUGGCCAUAUGCAAAUCUAUGAGAAGGGAGGCUUUGUAGAUCAAGAAUGUCAUAUUUCUUUUUCUAUCAAUGAAUAUUAAAAGCACAUAAGGCCUGCCGAUCUGGAGUCCAUGUGAAAAAUAACAUUUGGAAAAGAACAGCUCGAGCCUCUCACCAGUGCGGUAAUAGCCCUCCGCGAGGGAGGUCCUGCUCUGCACUCCGCUUCCUCAGCUGCAGCUCCAGCUUUCCCUGCAGUGCUACCAAUUAUGGGGUGAAGGACAUGGUCUUUGGCCUCUGCUUCUUGCAGUUAUGGAAAAUUCAGAAGCUGAAAACUAAGGAGUGUUACAGAUGGUUGCUACUCCAAGAGAGGCACGAAGGGAAUGCGACAAAUGCCGUCCUUCUGCAAAC